Messenger RNA from Choloepus didactylus (southern two-toed sloth), 1022 nucleotides. Its product is annotated as ral guanine nucleotide dissociation stimulator-like. The transcript is spliced from 4 exons. Bases 106 to 837 code for a protein of 243 amino acids. Lineage: Eukaryota; Metazoa; Chordata; Mammalia; Pilosa; Megalonychidae. The record is from RefSeq and is a predicted model, not a curated record.
CCACCACCAGAGCCUUCCUGCUGCUCCCCUGAGUGCCUGGAGCAUGGUCUGAAGGAGGUGACGUCCCCCCUCUCUGAGGACCCCCCCAGGCUGGUGGCCGAACAGAUGACACCGAUGCAGGUGGGAGAACAGGUCAUGCCGAGGAUCCAGCACCUCCAGGCGGAAUCCAAGGAGACCCACUGUCAACCCCUGCAGCAACUUGGGGCCUGUUUUGGGGACGUGGAACAGCUCAGCGAGGCCAAGUGCCCUCAGGAACCCAGUGCUGAGCCCAGCACUAGUGGCAACACAGAGUCCGGGGCCUGGCUCCAGAGUGGCCCCGACCUCAGCAGUGGGGACACAGCUACCUCAUUCCCUGGACACGUGGCUGACGCCUCAAAGCCAGAUCUCGAGAUAGGCAUGGCCCUUGUCUCCGAAUUCCCCGAUGGCCAGGAGAAGCAGGUUGGGGAGUCGACCUUCCCGUCAUCCCCGGAGUCACCCGGUGUCACCUCAACAUCCAGUGGCACCACCUCCUCCUCGGCCCACCCCGUGCCGAGGGCCCCUCUGAGAACCCAGAUACCCUUUGAAUUCCUGCCAAUUUAUAACAAGAUGGUGGACGACAAAUGCAUCGUGCGAGUCAGAGUGGACAUGGACAACGGAAAUGUUUACAAAAGCAUGAUGAUGAGCCGGGUGGGCAGCUGUGCGUGGGGGCCCCUCACUCGUUCAGACAGUGGAUGUGGAAUAACUGACAUGUUCCCUCCCUGCCCUCCUGGUGCCCACAAGCUAGCGGGUUGGGAGGGACAGAGACACAAGCAGAUCCCGAAGGAGCACAGGCGGGUGCUCAGUGGCAGUCAGGGCUGAGGGUGGUGGAUGUGGGUUUGAGGCUUCACCUUGAGAUUGCACAGCCUGGGACGACCUCAGUGAGGCAGCCCCUGAGGGUGGGGAGAGAGGGGACAGCCUGGAAAUAUCCAGGCUUGAAGCAUGUCUGCCCCAACUUAGGAGCAGUCAGGAGGCCAGAGGUGAAGGAACAGGAGUCAGGGGGCAUG